CAACCCUGUUUUCGAUGACGUCAUUGUAAAGUUCCGAAAUUGAAAUCAAUAAGUGGUGUGCAAUGUUGUGUGCACAUGAUAGUCGGACCGAAAUGGUGAUUAUAUCAAAACAAUUUGUCAGAGUGUACGGUUUUUAUUUAUUCAGAACGAAGGUGUAAAUAUUAAUUGAGAAAAUGGUACGAAAUACGAAGAGAAAGCUGGCGAUAUUCGCCGGAACGUCGAAGUGUUUGAUAUACGCAGAAGCAAAGUAUUGUGCCUCUGAAAUGCCUGGAGAAACAAAAUACUAUGAGUGCUCUAGAACCGAAUAUUGUUGCGGUAUUGGUUGUUGCGUGUCACCAGGACUACAUUUUCAUCAUUUAUGGUAUUAUUGGAUAUUGGUAAUAAUUAUGUUCCUGGUAUGCUCCGGUGGUGGCUGGUGGUAUCGAUACUGGUUACAAGGAAGAUACAGAGCGGCUGCAUCGGCUAUUCCGACUAGAACUACGAACGCGCGAGCCCAAAGUUCUCUUCGAGGGUCAACGUGUCAAGGGCAGAGGGCUCGUAUUACGUACAAUUCUGCGAGAAACACUGUAUUAUUGCAUCGUAUGUGGAAAGGUCCUCAAAGAAACGGAGCGAUGCCCGCUUACACCGGUAAUGCGACAACAUCGGGCCAUUAUCAGAACAUGAGCGUUAUGUUGAACGAUGCGAACUGUCCGUACUACCAAUUAUAUGGCCCACCUCCAAGCUACGAAACUGUGAUAGCUCAAACACGUGGUAAGGUAUCAAACGCGACGUCACCGGAAUCGACUAGCGCGCGAUCGAGUUCGUUCGUUGCGCCAGCGAAUUCGAACGUGUCCCAAUGCUUCUCUUAUACUUGCAAUUUCUCUACGAGAUUGAACAACAGUCUGGAUCAAAACACGCAAUACUCGAGUGGCGGUACGAGUUCUCGGCAACUCGAAGGCCGAGAAGGUAUUCCAUUCGCGCAUUUUCCACCGUAUUGCGCCGUCGCAGACGGAAGUACGAGGCAAAACGUAUGCAUUCCUUUCGCCUAUCAGGAACAACCGUUCGUUUCUAGAGAUACCUUUAACCCUCUGUAUCAAGCUAGUUCCAUACACUGUGUUCCGUAUCCGAUGGACAAAUCGUCAGACACGUCGGAUCCAGAGAAUCAAAGUUACCAAGUGUCGAAUGCCGAAAGGUAUGCGAUGGUAAAUGUCGAUUGUACGGCUGGUAGUAGCAGAGAGCAAGGUAUUUGGCAGUCGGACGAUCGUUCAACGUGCAAAGUACGCGUUAGCCAAGUAAACAGAGAUACGGAUGACAGUAUGGAGAAAAAUCUGGGAGAACAACGAGAAAAUACAUCGAUGGUAAGAGGGGCGGCGGGUUCUGCUUCUCCGCUUAAAAUCGAAGAGAAUCAGUCGGACGAUUCGAAAUCCGUGGAUUGGUUGGAAAAUUUCGAUUCCGAGUUGGCAAAGAGCCGUCGAGUGUACGGCGGUUCUUUAAAAGCAAGCGGCAGGUACGCCGAUAAAGAAAGAUGCGAGGAAUAUUCCGUUCAAAGGGCUUUCUCGAGAAUUUUGCCCCAUUCCUGUGACGGACUUAUUAACACAGAGCCAGCUACGGCAUCUGUCGAUGUAUCUCAUAACGUAAGCUCUUUGGAAGAGAGAGCCGACUGUAGUGCGAGUUCUUUUCAAUCAAAUCCAUCCAAUAAUGUGAUAUUAGAGCGUUUCGGUUCCGACGGCGCGUCUUUCUCGAUGGAAAAUAUCGAGAAACUUGAACAGUCUCAUUCCCGUCUCGUAAAUACUAGUACAAAUUCUGAUCUUGAAAGUAAAUCUAGAUUAGACAGAUCGAAAUCACUGGACUGAGCAGUUAUGGAAUACUUUGCUAUCGUACUACGCGUAUAUGUAGUGCUUAUUCUUCUACACGUUAUUGAUUCACGCGUAUUUGUGUACGAUCGUGUUAGCCGGAAAUCGAUCGUGUUAACGAUUUAUCUCAUAAAGUUUUCCUGUAAUCGAUAUAACGAAAUCAAGAGAGCGUCGCGGUAUUAUAUGUUCUCCUUUUUAAAUACGAAACUCGUCGAGUUUCGGAUUUAAGAGUUGAUCGUUUAUCGAACGACAAACAACGCUUAAUCUAUCGUUUGUCUAUAUUCCAAUAUACAUUCCAUAUACUAUUAUUAUCCUCUCUUUUUCGCUCCUUAUAUGUAUAUGUGUAUAGCUAUGCGCCAGAUUCUCGUAUUCGAACAAGAGGCUCACGGGACCAUAUUUGACACUGUUCAGUUUGUCUCGAUUAUUUAUCGGUUACGGGAUAAUUUGUUAUCUACUAACAGUCGUUAGUACAACGCAAUAACGCGUGACUCGAUUGGAUCUCGUUUUUUACGAUACGCGAUACUGCCAGAAAUCUUCGGUCAAUGUCCUGUUCGCUCGAACGAUGGCUCCGAGCUGUAAACGUUAAUCGGUUAACAAAUAUUCCAUUAUAUUUGUAUCCUUUUUCCUUCCUUUUGCGAACGAGCUCAACCAAUUCCAAUUACGCACAAGGGCGUCGCUCGACGCUGUUCUUAAUCGUCCUACGUAAACGUAUCGGUAUGCCAAUAACACGUUAGCACACCUUUUUCUAAUCUUCGCACGAAACGUCGUACUUUACAAUGCCACCGAACAGUUUCUAAUUCUAAUUAUUAGGUUAAACGUUAUUAUAGACUAUUUCGUAUGUCGUAUUUUCAACAGAGAUGUUACGAAUCAAGAUGGUGUUUGACGAGAUCGGUUCUAUUCCCUUUUUCGAACGGAGGAACCGCGUAACUUGCUUUCCGAUUCGAUCGAACACCAUUUACGUGUUGCGUAUUUCUUUCAUGUGCACGUGAAUACAAUUCCGUGAACGUUUAAGGAUUCUUCGUCGAUAUCCUUGAAGAUGCAGCAACUCGAUCUACGUGUAACACCUUACUAAUUUUAAGAUACGCAUAUGCUACGAAAGAGUUUCUCUUAUUAUUGCUUUGUCAGAUGGGAUCGGAAGAACGAGAGAUGUACGUUACCGCUCACAGGUGUCCGAACAUUCUAGUCAAUUUGUACGAACGGUAUACAUUACGCCUCGUAACGAUAGAACCACCCAAAGUCGUUUAACUUUUAUAUUUUAUGCCAAGUAUUUGUAAACAUUAAUGCUACGAGAAACGACGUACAUCGCGUUUGAACUUGCUAUUUUUUAAUUAAAUUAUAUUCCUGCGCCAAAGUGUUUGGAUAUUUUUGAGCGAUAGUACAUACACGUGUGCGUGCGUGCGUGCGUGUAUGAUUGCGUCUGUUUGCUGCGUUUGUUUGCAAGCGAAUGACUGGCCGAUGACGGCCGACAGGCUAAAAGGAGAUGUUUGAGGAUAUAGACUAAGCUAAGGAUGCGAGGACGGAGUAGGCGAUGGUACGAAACGCGAGAAAUCCAGUGAAAAGUCAAAUCUCAUAGAAGAAUUACACGUUCGAAUCCGGCUUUACGGAUUACCAUAUCUCGCGAAUGUCUUUAUUUUUACUUAUCGGUUAUUGUUCUUCUCAAUUUAUACGUAGAUCGUAAGAACGAAUCGCGCGAACCAAUGUCACUGACGGUAUAAAAAGUGGCAAGGUCGGACAAAUGAUAAACCUGACAAAUCACAUUUUUAUAGAGAAUCGAUUUUUAUAUUUAGUAUGCCUUUUGCAGACUUUGUGUUCUCGUUGCAUCGUCGACCACUUAACAAAAUUAUUGAUAACGUAAAUUAGGUGCGUUUAGUAUUAACGAAAUCAAAAUACCGUACUAUUCGUCUCCUAUCGUUGAACAACGUCAUGGAUUUAUCAUUUGUUUUCAAGAAGCUUCUAUCUUCUCUUCUCUUUCGUAUACGUUCGUUUCGUUUCACAAGACACUUUUCUCGUUGGCCAGCAAACAACGUGAAAAUCAAUAAAAAUAAACUUAUUAUCGUAUCCUUCCCAUGAUCUUGAAACGAGAAAGCACGUUUGCCGCGGAUAGACGGAACAGUUUAGGCAGGUUUGUCCGACGACAGCUGCGCGUCGGAAUUGCAGUUAUUUUCGCAACACGACGAAUGCAGUUGAAAGCAGGAGUCGCCUUGACGUACCAUCGCGUGUCUAAGUUUCUGAUUCCAAAAGUUUUCGAUUGUAACAGCGGUCCAAAGAAAACAGUGUACGUGCCAAUAACGAGUCCGUUAGAUAAGGUAAUGUCGUAUAGGGCAAGUCGAUCGAUCUCGUAACAAAGGAGAAAUAUAAUGACAUAUAUAUACAUAUAUAUAUAUAUAUAUAUGAUAUAUAUCGUAUAUCAUAUAUUAUAUAUAUGUAGUAUUAUUAAUUAAAAUUAUAUAUAAUUAAAUAAAAAUUACAUACACAAAACGCGUGCGUGUGCAUGCAUAAUUAUUUUUUGUAAUCGAUCCGAAUGGACGAGCUAUUUUAACAGUCCGAUUAAAUAAAACGCUAAUUAAAUAACGCAUAAGGUAUAAAGUAACGUGGCCAGUUACUAUCGUUCCGGAUUACGGGGGUCUUCUAUAGAUUCAGGAAACACUAUAUUUUGCGUGCGUGCGUAGCCUGCGUGUUAUAGCUUUAACGAUCGAUAACUAGUCCGAAUGAUCACUUUCACCGUAACGUGCAAUCAUGUUCGUAUUAAUAUACUGUAAGAUAUAUUGUACCUCACGAAAAGGGUUGUCUUUGCUGAAAUAAAGACAAAAUAUUUAUUCACGUA
Messenger RNA from Bombus impatiens (common eastern bumble bee), 4656 nucleotides. RefSeq lists its product as uncharacterized. Bases 174 to 1832 code for a protein of 552 amino acids. The transcript has 5 exons. The record is from RefSeq and is a predicted model, not a curated record. Lineage: Eukaryota; Metazoa; Arthropoda; Insecta; Hymenoptera; Apidae.